UGUAGAUGCUGUCAGUGUCAGUUUACCGUGUUUAUUUACAUUUGAAUCGGGAUAUCCUUAUUAAUUCUUCUCGGAGAAGAAACAAUUUAGUGAUAAUUAUUUGUUCCGCUAAGUAUGCACAGCAGUUGUUAUGUCAGGAAAUGUAUUUACAAUGGAAAACAAACAAGAAAUAUAUUCAUCAUGGGUGCAAUACACAACUAAGAAUGAAGAAAGUCAUUUUCGCCACUUCAUUAAAGGUUUUGUAGCAAUCUGGGAAGCUCAGUUAAAACUAGAAUGGUCAGACAUAAAAACACUCCCGGAUUGGAAUUCAGUCAAAGAUGACUUUGGGCCUCACUUGUCCAGACUUCCUGAAGAAUUGUUACCAGCUAUAGGGAAGUUCAUUUUUAUAGCAAAAGACAAUGUAGAUAAGCAGGGUGGUUUACAAGGAGAAGCCAUUGUAGAGGUCGAUCUGUUGAUUCGUUGUCUCACAGCAAUCAGCCGCAACUUCGACAACAUCCCACUCAUUGCAUCCUGUGACUUUGUUAGUCAAGCAGUCGGGAUAGCUAAUGCAAUCAUUCAUCAGAUGGUGGCUGGAGACUAUGUGUUUGAAGCAGAAGCUAGAGAGUUCUGCACCAAUCUAUGUCAUUUUCUUGAAUGCCUGUACGACCCCUACUUGAUGUGGAGACACUUUCUGCAGACCCCCUCUCCACCCCCUCCUCCUGACAGGCUUGCAUUCCACCCUGCGCUACUGCACAACGAAAUUGUUCCUUUUAUCUAUGAAUGUUUUGAAACAAAAAUUGUAACUCAAUUCCCUGAGCUCAGUAGAGAAAUGCUCAGCGUGCUCGGAGCUGUUGUGUGUGGUGCCCAUAGCUCAUUUAAAAAUGAAAUCGAAUGUUCAGACUCCAAAACAGAUAAUGAAAGGCAUAAUGCUUUGAGAGGCAUCUGUCCGGCAACAGUAAACUUGGUGACUUCUGUAGUCUCUCUACCUGCAGUUGAUUCAGCUUUACAGUUGACGGCUUUAAAGUGCUUCACUGUUAUGGUCACAGUACUACAUCAUUCCCUUCCUCACGAGCGGCAGAUCGAGGUUACGACUGUACUGGAGAAACUGCGGGAAGUGAUGAUAGAGGUGAUGUCUCGGGACCAGAAGACCUCGGUGCCCACUGUCCUGCAGUUGGUUCAUACUCUACCGAACAUCUUAGCCGCCACGAACUCCAUGCAGAGUCUACAGUCUCUUAUGGUUGAAGCCAAACUCAUCGACACUCUCCUUGAUAUCCUUGACCAGACAGCAGAUUGUCAUAAAAACCAUAUGGAGUUAGUAGUUACAAUUAUCAGUGCCCUAAACAAGCUUGUCAUCGGAUCUAUUGGAGGAAAGGAAAAAAUGGUGAAAGUAAGCGGAUAUACACGCAUAUUCUCACGUCUUUCAUCAUUAGAAACCCCAACAAAGAAGCUUCUGGAAGUAUUAAUUGCAAUGAUUACAGAAGAAGAAGAUAUUUUAUGCCUUAAAGAUAUGAAACUUGUUAAUAGUGAACCUUUAGUGCCUUUUAUCCACUGGAUGGGAGAGUUGGAGCCUGAUGAACAAGUUUGGUUAGCGUGUACUCUCGAGGAGGUCUGCACAAACAGCUUACAGAGCAAAGCUACAGCUUGCAAGAGUGGUGUGGUGGUGGCCGUAUGUCAGCUGAUGUCAUCUGUUGCUGUGGAUCCAAGAGCUGCCACCCAUCUCAUCAUGUUGGUAGAGACCCUAGCUAGCUACUCUGUCACAGCCAGGGAGCUGAAGCAAUUGUUUCUUCUUUUGAGGACAAAUCAGGGGAAAGUGAACCCAUAUAGAAACUUAUUGGUUGCUGCCCUACUUAACAUUACGAGGAAAGCUGGCUUACAACUCCAUUGUGACUCGUAUUUUGAUAUUGAACAACAGACAGAUGGCAUCACCAUAUCAGAUAUGCGUAAGUGGAAUGGAGCAGUGUAUGGGUUCAGUUUCCACUGCUGGUUGCGUCUAGAGCCUAUCCACGUGAGCUCUCCUAUCAACACGCCUCCACGCAGACAGAUAUUCAACUUCUUAACAAGCCAAGGAACGGGGAUGGAGGCAUUUGUCAGUUCUCAGGGAGCACUGGUUGUGGGUGUGACGACCAAGAAAGAGUUUCUCGCUGCGACAGUGCCUGACUUAACAUUAUUGGACUCAUUGUGGCACUGCUUGGACCUGUGUUACAUGGCUGCUAGGAGACCUUUUGGCCACAAUCAGCUGUCAGUAUUUAUAGAUGGCCAUCAGAAACUUGUCGCAGCAAUGAAAUUUCCAGCUUUGACUGAGCCAUUUGUUCUGUGCACUGUGGGAGCUGCUGCAGCCAGGAAUUACCAGCCAAACCAAACCAGAUCUGACAAGUCACCAAGUGGCAUUAUGGAACGAGGGAUUUUUCCAUCUAUCAUAUCUCAGGUACCUAACUACUUUUCACUUCCGCUGAGGUCAUCUACACCAUUGGACCCCCAUGUAAAGAAUUUUCCACCUGGGAUACAAGACACCAUCUUUGGUCCUCCUUCUUCACUUCAAGGGCAAUUAGGACUAAUCUGUCUCUUCCAUGAAGCUCUUCAGCAACAUCAAAUCAAAACUCUGUUCGAUGCAGGACCCAACUGCCGCCUGCUGUUCUCACCUGAGGACAAUGCGGAGAUGCUAGUGAUGAAUAGCAAGCUGGUAUGGUGCUUUGCUCCUGCAGCAUGCUGGGACGGCUCAUGUCUUGAUCUUGCCGCCACCAACAAGUUCUCAGCUCAAGCUCUGGCUCGUCAAUGUCACACACGCACCAUCAAGGAUGUUAUCAAUGGUAUCGGAGGAGUGCAAGUGCUGUUCCCGCUGCUAGAGUGUGUGGAGGGUGAGGGGGAGGGACCAGAUCUCAGUGUGUUCUCUCCCCACCCAUCCACCCCCUCCCACACUCACCAAGAUAUGUCUGAGUGGGCUGUGUUACCUUCCAGCUCUCUCUCCGAAAAGAAGCUGGAGCAGAACCCAGUGUCUUGUAUGUUACUUCUGCUGAGGAACAUGCUCUCCUCCAGCCCUGUGAACCAAGAACAGCUCAUCAAGAACAACGGAAUAGCGAUACUGGGCGCUUUGCUGUCAAAGAUGCCGUCUCAAUCUAUGGAACCAAGUGUUCUGAAAGGUAUGCAGUUGCUAAUAGAAAUGGUGAAAAGCAGUGGCAACACAGUCUUACUUCGUUCCAUACAUCAACACAUUCUGUUUAAUUUCAAUAUUUGGUCAAGAUGCCCUUUUCAUGUUCGAAUUAGUCACAUACAACUUAUGUCAACAAUAAUAAAAGAUGAAAGAAAAGUGUUCAGAAAAAGAUAUGGUGUUCAAUUCUUUUUGGAUGCAAUCCGAAUGCACUAUGCUACCUCACCAGAAGUUAGUGAAGAGGAAAACAAAACAAUACGUAUAUCUCUGUUAAGUCUUAUAAAGUUUUAUCUUCAGAAGGAAUGCAACAUCAAAGAGUUAGCAGCUAUCCUUGGGUUUAUGUCAACUGUGAAAGAAGAAAUAUUGGUGAUAGAGGUGCUGGAGAUGUUGAUUGCUCAACUGGAGAGCAGAUCCUGCAAGGAUCAGCUUGUUUUGCUCAUGUAUGAACCUCAAGCUGCUGAUCUUAUAUACUGCCUCCUCCUCAACAAGACUUUCUCAAUGGACCUUAAACAUCGAGCACUGAAGUUGCUGUCUGUGUUGUUGCGGACUGAGAAGGUAUAUGAACGCAAUAAAUCUCGGCUCCGUCUACAAGACAACACUGCGAUUGGUCUUUACCCUGGACUCAUCUCCAUGCUACCAGAACAACAGCUAUCUAUGGAAUUCACUGCAAUGUUGCUUGAUCAAAUACUGCUGACAGAAAGCAGCAGCAGCUAUGCAGGAGCCUUGUCCCUACUGCAGGCUCUGUCUCUUGCAGACUUGGAGAUCAAGCUGGAGGCGGCCAGGAAACUACUCACAACCACAUUUAUGAGGCCAGCUGCACCUCAGAGUCUGGCCAAACAGAUGGGUUGGCAGGAUUGCAUAACUCGACUGUUGGUGAAGAAACCUAUAACAGAUGUAUGCAGUGAGGUAUUCCCUGAUCUAAUGUCAUUUGAUGAUGAUGGAGAGUUGUUGGAUCUGGAUCCAGGUCGAGUGUCACCAUCCUCAGCAUCUCGCAUAUCAGAUGCUGCAUUCGCAAUUGAGACAGAGAUCAAAGAGGUAGCUGAAACCGUGAGCAACGCUGUGGCUGACAAUAUUCACUAUGCUGCGGAUAACAUCAGUUCAGCUGUAGCCUCAGCCUACACAGCCUUUAGACAGAAGACAGUUGAGAUGCAGUUCAGCUGUAGUCUCAGCCUACACACACAGCCUUUAGGCAGAGGACAGUUAAGAUGCAGCAACGCUGCGGCUGGCAAUAUUCACUAUGCUGCGGAUAACAUCAGUUGAGCUGUAGCCUCAGCCUACACAGCCUUUAGACAGAAGACAGUUGAGAUGCAGGAGAGCCUGGAGGAAUUUGGAUCAAGGUCCAGACUGAAAAAGCGCAGUCUGUCAUCUCUGGCCGAGUCAUCAGAGCCUGAGCCCGACAGCCCGCGGCCACCUCGUUCUCCUCUGGAUCUUGACCCCAACCUCAUCACAAGAUCUGGAUCAAGCAGCAGCACCGAGGAGCUAUCGUCACCCAGUCAUAGUCACUCAGUUGACCAGGCUUCCACUCGAGACAGUCUGAGUCUCACAAGUCAACUGGUGGAUGACAACUCUGACGAUGAUGAGAAGAUACUGUUUGAUGCCUUACAGAGGUGGAGAGUAUACGAUGCAGAAAAAUUAGAGGAUAAAGAAGAGGAGCUAUGUUAUCUUGUUGCGAAUUUAGUAUUCACUAUCAUGUGGAGAGGAAUAGACAUCAACAGCAAGGAUGCUUGGAAGGAACGCGGACAGGUGAUGACAUGUAUCAACUUGCUGGCACUGAACAAUACGUUGUACUGUUCUCAUCUGGAGUUGAAGCUGCGACUGUUGGAGAUGGCAGUUACUGCAGCCCUUAGUGAUCUGCGAGAGGGUUCCUACACAGCCGACAACGCAGCUCAGCUUAUCCGCUGGAUAUAUGACCUUACUGUCAUUGAUCCCAACCAGGACCACUCCAAGAAGGCAUCUACUAAGUUACUGGAUGGUGUUCUUGGGCUGUUGGAUGCUUUGUUGGUCUUCCAAGAAGUUCCUGGAGAGGAGUGGACUGAAAUGGCAAAAUUAGCUUUUGGUAUCUUGCUGAGCUGUGCUGCCAGCAGUAACCUAGAAUUGUGUGCCAUGGCUACUGCUAAACUCCACACAUUGGUGCAGACUCACUCGCUGCAUGAAAUAUAUGGAGGAGAGAGAUUAUUUGUUUUGUUACACCAGUAUUGUUGUGCAGGUAUCUUGCUGAGCUGUGCUGCCAGCAGUAACCUAGAAUUGUGUGCCAUGGCUACUGCUAAACUCCACACAUUGGUGCAGACUCGCUGCAUGAAAGAUGCAGAGGAAGGUGGCUACUUGCUCUACUACAUAAACACUAUUGUUCAACAAUCAUUAGAAGGUGGCAACCAGGAACAUUAUUCAUUCCUGAUGCCAGUGGUGAAGGCACUGAUAGAGAAGCUCUCAGAUCUAUUGACAAUGCCCAGCCACCUUCCUGACCUGCCCCAGACACUCUCAGGCCCUACAUUCUUUGAGCAUUUUCAAAACUUCUGCCGAGGAGAGCAGUGGACAGCAUUCAUGGAAAAACAGGUGAAGCCGCUGUACGAGAGCUACCAGGCUGCUCUCAGUGGUCACCUGACCGAGGCUAUGAACACAUUCUGGGCCGAGUGUUACGAGGGGUCAAAGUUGUGCGUACAUAAGCGGAACCGGGAAGUUGGAGAAAGCAAAAUGCGAUUCCAGUCGCAGAUCAUGGCCGGGUACCGCGCGCGUCAAACGGAAGAGACAGUGCGAUAUAACAACCUCAGCAACCAGGCGCGCAACCAGGAGUUGAUCGUGCGGCGAAGGUGGGCACUGUUGAGGAACUUCUUCUGCGGACCACGAGGAGCCUGGACUACAAGGUAAGGUCCUCACCUAUGUGUGUUCUGUUAUAAAUUAUAUAACAGCCUCAGCAACCAGGAGUUGAUCGUACGGCGAAGGUGGGCACUGUUGAGGAACUUCUUCUGCGGACCACGAGUAGCCUGGACUACAAGGUAAGGUCCUCACCUAUGUGUGUUCUGUUAUAAAUUAUAUAACAGCCUCAGCAACCAGGAGUUGAUCGUACGGCGAAGGUGGGCACUGUUGAGGA
Molecule: messenger RNA, 6212 nt
Organism: Homalodisca vitripennis (glassy-winged sharpshooter)
Lineage: Eukaryota; Metazoa; Arthropoda; Insecta; Hemiptera; Cicadellidae
Product: neurobeachin-like protein 1
Biological process (GO): intracellular protein localization
Cellular component (GO): membrane; cytosol
Molecular function (GO): protein kinase binding
Source: RefSeq, a predicted model, not a curated record